AUGCCCGCAACACUACAAGUCCACCAACAACCCCGGCCCCAAGUGAUCCACGGCGAGAAGAUGAACCCGCCCAUCGAAAUUCAAGCCAUCAUCCCAUCCAACAGCCCGGGAUUUACGAACAUAGGCAACCUCACGGCUAUGGCGGCUGUGUAUGAUAACAACGACAAUCCGCUUCAAUACCACGAGUAUGAGGGUGUCUGGGGGACUCGUGCACCAGGGGUGCAGACUGUGGGGGGCAAUAAGGUUGUGACGUUUACCUUCCCGGAUUUGAAGAUUGAUCGGUUGGGGACUCUGUAUGUGAGGGUGGCGGUACAUUAUACGGAUGCUCAGGGGAGCGUGGUGUUAUCUUCUGAUGAUAGUUGGAAGUUUAUGGUUGAAUGA
Molecule: messenger RNA, 381 nt
Organism: Dichotomopilus funicola
Lineage: Eukaryota; Fungi; Ascomycota; Sordariomycetes; Sordariales; Chaetomiaceae
Exons: 1
Coding region: 1-381 (126 amino acids)
Source: RefSeq, a predicted model, not a curated record